UAUAGCUAGUAUAUAUUCCUCUUGGCUCUUGUCCUCUGGCUAUUAAUAAACUGUGGACUAACAGAUGGAACUCCCAGCACCAGAAAGAAAGAAGAAAUCUUAUCUUGUUUUGUUUGAUUCCACUCAAUCCUCUAAAUUCAGCAGCAGCCAUAACUCAGAAACAAAGAGACAGAAAAAGAGAAGAAGGUAGAACAACACUGGGCGCCAGAUAGCCGCCGCCCGAGGUAGGGAGAGAACGGGAAGAGAUGGGAAUGGCGGCAUUGAAUGUGGCGUCAUCACCGCCGUCGCCACUCUGCAGCUUCUCUUCCAUACACAGUCUGAACAACCAUGAUUAUUAUAAUAUUAACCAUGCAAAUUGCUUACAUUCUGCAAGUGAAUGGGUCUCCACUAAGGUUAACAAGAAUAAUUGUAAAUUCCUUCCGUUCCCUUGUUCUUAUCAUUCCUCUGUUCCAUCGACGAAACCCAAAUCCGCAGUCUCUCGGAUGCCAAACACCUUUGGAUGGUUUUACAUCACCAGGCGUUCUUUCUGAUGCGAUAUGCAGGUGGCCAUGGAUGUUCGUGGAUUCAGGGCAACUCCAUUCACGUGCAUCAGAAUCCCAUUUCCAGCAAAAACUGGAGAAGGGGUUCAGUGGAUUCAGCUUUCCCAUCUGCGCCUGCAGAAGUUGCUUCUGUGCAGAACUUUUUCGAGUACAUAUGCGCAGGUCCACUUAUUGGCAAGAUGGGUUUGACUUCAGAUACAAUUGCUGAGUCCAUUGACAAGUGGAUUCUCUAUGGAUCCCUCUUGAGCCGGUUGUUUCAGCUCAAUGACAUGCACCUCACUGAUCCUCAGAAAAAAAGGUUUUACCACUACUAUAUCCCGGUUUUUUUAUGGUGUGAGAAUCAGAUUUCCAAGCACGCUUCCCAGUUCAAAGAUGGAGAAGACAUACCUCCCCUAGUGAUUGGUUUUAGUGCACCUCAAGGUUGUGGAAAGACUACUCUUGUUUCUGCUCUUGCUCAUCUCUUUGAUGUCACUGGAAGGAAGUCCGCGACAAUAUCAAUAGAUGAUUUCUAUUUGACGGCAGAGGAUCAGGGUAAGCUGAGAGAAGCAAAUCCGGGAAAUUCACUUCUAGAGUUACGUGGAAAUGCUGGGAGCCAUGAUCUUCCAUUCUCAGUUGAAACACUGACUUCUCUUUGCAAAAUGACUAAAGAAGGUAUGAAGAUGAAGUUACCCCGCUAUGAUAAAUCUGCAUAUAGUGGUAAAGGCGAUAGAGCUGAUCCUUCUGCCUGGCCAGUUGUUGAAGGACCAUUAACGGUGGUUCUGUUUGAAGGUUGGAUGCUUGGGUUCACACCCCAACCUGUAGAAGCUGUUCGAGCUGUUGAUCCACAGUUGGAGAUAGUGAACAAGAAUCUCGAAGCAUACUAUGAUGCAUGGGACAAGUUUGUGGAUGCUUGGGCAGUCAUAAAGAUCCAGGACCCAAGUUGUGUUUACCAAUGGCGACUGCAGGCAGAGAUUGCUAUGAGGGAAGCAGGAAAACCUGGAAUGACUGACGAAGAGAUUGAGGACUUCGUUUCCAGGUACCUGCCGGCAUACAAAGCUUAUCUACCUGUACUUUACACUGAAGGACCAAAGGGGUCGACUCCUGAGAAUCUCCUGGUUAUUGAAAUUGAUGAAGGCAGGAAUCCCAUUCUGGAGAACUAGCUAGUUAAUAUUAUCAUUUAUCAGGAAGGAAAAAUGCUGCGAACUUGAGUCAAUUUUAUGAAGAUUUCCUUUUUCGUUUUCAUUUGAAAACUCAGGUUUUUGCUAUUCGUUGUUAAACAAUCUAGAAACCUACGAGAUAUGAGUCCAACAAGGAUGGCGAGAGAUCAUUACCCACUAUGGAACCCAUGGUGCUACCCUUUUAGCACCACCAAAUCAUCUCCAACCCAUGGUGUAAAAGGGGGAUAAAGGGCUAAAACAAAAAAUUGGAGCCUAAAAUAGGUCUAGUUCAUGGAGGCUAAAAUUUGGGAGGAGCUAAAAUCGGAACCACUUUAGAAAAGCUGGCAGUCAGUAAUCGUCUGCGCGGCAGGCGCGUGCCGCAUUUUGGCGCACUCCCCGUCCGCGUGGCUGGCUGUCUUUUUGACCGUUGGCUGCUUUUUUUCUUUUUAUUUGCUUUAUGGUUCUUUUUAAACAAAUCGAUACACAUUUGCGGUGCAA
Messenger RNA from Linum tenue, 2173 nucleotides. NCBI's taxonomy places the organism in Eukaryota, Viridiplantae, Streptophyta, Magnoliopsida, Malpighiales, Linaceae. The record is from the annotation of a GenBank genome assembly.